Messenger RNA from Arachis ipaensis, 1368 nucleotides. NCBI's taxonomy places the organism in Eukaryota, Viridiplantae, Streptophyta, Magnoliopsida, Fabales, Fabaceae. The record is from RefSeq and is a predicted model, not a curated record.
CACAACUGCACAAGUUCCUUUCUUCUUCAUAGCUCGCAGCCGCUGUUCCUGCAACUUCUUGUUUACACGCGCUGCCGUCAACUCCAUUGCCAAACCACUGGAAUCAAAAGUCCCCUUUAAAACCCCAAUCCAAAGAUGCAGCACGAUGAGGUUAUAUGGCACGUUAUCAGGCACAACCAUUGUAGUUUCAUGGCCAAAAUUACGACGGGGAAUUUUUGUAGAAACCCUUACAAUGUUACUGGACUUUGCAAUCGAAGCUCAUGCCCCUUAGCUAACAGUCGCUAUGCUACUAUACGAGAGGAAAAUGAUGUAUUGGCCUAAGCUUCUUAUACACAAAACAAAGCAACGAUUGACCAAAAUGACCCAGAUGCGGAUACGCAUGAGGAAACUUGCGUUGAAGACAAGGGAGAAAAUAAUGACAACUCCAAGGAAGGAGAUAAAGAGAGAGGCUAGAAGACAAGAGAAGGCUGAAAAGGCAGCUUUGUUAGAAAAGUCUAUUGAGAAAGAGCUACUGGAGCGCCUUCAAAAAGGAGUUUAUCAACAAAGUGACAUUUACAAUUAUCCUAUUGAACAAUACAAUAAAGUUCUUGAUAUGGACAACCUUCAACCUGCUGAGGAAGAGGAGGAGGAAGCAGAGAUAGAGUAUGUGGAAGGUUAUGAUGAACUUGAAGAGGAAGAUGACAUGGAGGAUUUUGUUAAUUUUAGAAUUGAUGAUGCUGGUGAUGAUGACAAUGAUGAAAAUGCUGGAAGCUCUGAAGAUGAAGAGGCAGAAGCAGCUGCUCAGAGAAGGGUGAAACGGAAGAAUAAGUUAGCUUCAAUGAAAUCUGAGAAGGAUUCUGUUGAUCUUAAAUCAAAGAAGGCAAAGGUCCUUGUUGAGGUUGAGCGUGAUGAUGCCGAUGAAAGACAAAGGGAGGUAUCAGUACGGUAGUUGCACUUGGUGACUCGGCACUGGUCAUUCAUAGGAGAGGAAAGGAGAGGUGCGAUAGGAGAAACAAAAUUUUGGUUCAGUUUUAUUAGUUUGUUUUGUACCCAGACGAGAAGAAAGCGCAGAAAUUCAUUUUUCUUUUUUAUUUUUAAUUUUAUUUCCAACUUUUGAAGGGCAGUGUUGUCAAAUUUCAUAACACGAGUCUAGGUUGGUUGGAAAUUGGAAUGGCAUGGAGCUUCAGCAUCUCAAUCCAAUGUUGGUCUCCGUUAUAUGACGGGGAGUAAUGGUGUACUAGAAUCUUGGAUAACAUGUAACGUGGUGUUUGACUGUUUGCUAUAUUUAGAUCCCUUAAUACUAUGUACCAAAACAAAGCUGAGACUCCUUAAGGUAAGACAUGUUAUAUUUUACUAAUAUGAAUGAAUACAAACUCUCUUGGAAAAGUA